Prorocentrum cordatum is the source of this 351-nucleotide messenger RNA. NCBI's taxonomy places the organism in Eukaryota, Dinophyceae, Prorocentrales, Prorocentraceae. The record is from the annotation of a GenBank genome assembly.
CAGGACGCGCACGGGGCGGAUCAGACCGCCUCCGUGGUCUGCAUCAUCGACUUCCGCACGGGGCAGCAGACCUACCAGUCCACUGUGGAGGUGAGCUGCCUCGCGAUCGGGUCCCUGGCGCACGACCCGACGCAGCUGCUGCUGGGGGCGCACGACGGCUCCGUGUCGGUGUGGCACCCGCCAGAGGCUGUCUCCUCUCGGAUCCGGGGCCUGCUGGACGACAGCAGGGAGCUCGGUCUGGCCGAGAGGAGGCGGCUGGGCGAGGUCCCGGGGCCCCUGCUGCCCCCGGAGCUGGAGGAGGCGGUCGCGGCGCACUGGGCGGCGCAGGCCGGGCGGCUGGACUGGCAAGGC